GAAGCACUGCAAAUGGAGACUCCAGUCCUCCUCACACUCCUAACCUUGACUUUGUCUCUCUGCCUAUAUUAUGGCGGCUACAUCCGCUCGCCUUCAUCAGGGACACUGCCACUGCCACCAGGUCCGGGGCUCAUCGCCGGACUCACAGCCCUCAUCCAGCAACGAGACCUUGCCUCGACCUUCCACGCUUGGAGCCAGACGUACGGCCCCGUAGUACACCUCCAAGUCGGAACUCGAUCAUUUAUUAUCCUAGGCACUCGGCAGGUCGCACAGGAACUGCUCGAGAAACGUGCCAGCAUUUACAGCUCGCGCCCCCCGUCAGUAUGGCUGGACAAUUACCUUCACAAAGGGCUGGCGGCCGCCUUCAUGCCGUACGGACACGAAUGGCGCCUCAAUCGCCGGCUGCACAUGUCGCUGCUCAACUUCCAAUGCACCAACGCUUAUCAGCAUCUGCAGGAUAUUCAAAGUAAGCAGCUGAUGUACUCGUUUCUCCCGUCCGCAGACAGCAGAAGCAGCAGCAGCAGCAGCAGCAGCAGCAAGACCCCCAAAUUCUCCGAUCUCUUCUACCAAUACACCGCCAAUGUCAUGUUCACCCUCGUCUACGGCAAGGGCCAGGGCCGCUCCGACAGCGACCACAUGCGCCUAGAACAGAUCAACGAGAUGGCCGUCUUCAUUCUCCAAGCCACCUCAUUCUGGACCAAUCUCCUGGACCUUUUCCCCAUCUUGGACCGCCUCAUCCCCGCCCGCAGCCUCCUCACCUGGCGCACCAAAGCCAGCGCCCUGCACGAGCAGACCAAAUCCGUCUACCAGGAGUGCACCGACAGCGCCCUCAGCGCUCCCUGCUGGAACUGGAGCCACGAGAUCACCACCAAGUCCGACAUCAUGGCCUCUCUCCCGUGGGACCACGUCUGCUACUCGCUGGGCGAGCUGUACGUGGCGGGCAUCCACACCACUAAGAUGGUGCUGGAGAACUUCGUUCUGGCCAGCCUGCUUCACCCAGAGACGGUCGAGGCAGGGCAGCGCGAGCUCGACGCCGUGGUUGGCGCCUCACGACUCCCCACCUUUGCCGACAUCCCGGCCUUGCCCUACCUCGAUGCCAUCAUCUCGGAGCUCCUGCGCUGGCGGCCCAUCUCUCCGAUCGGGGUGCCACAUGCGGUCAUACAGGAGGACGAUUAUAUGGGGUAUCGGAUUCCGAAAGGUGCGACGGUCAUCGCAAAUCAGUGGGGGUUCAACAUGGAUGAGGAGGUGUUCGAGGAGCCGCAGGCCUUUCAGCCCCAGCGGUAUGUUGAGGACCCCGGGCUGCCAGUUUCGGCGUUUGGGUUCGGGAGGAGGUUGUGUCCGGGCUAUCGACUGGCACGGGCCUCGUUGUUCAUCGUGGUGGCAAGGCUGCUGUGGGGGUUUGACAUCGUUCGCGAUGAGAUGGGGGAGAGUGAAGGGGAUGCGCCUCCUCUAACGAAGCAUUCGGAUCCCGCUGCUGUCAAGGCCAAAUUCAGCUUGCGAAGCGAGGACAGGAAGAAGAUCAUUGAGGACGAGUGGGAUACCAGGGAGAAGGAUGAAAGAGUGAUUCUGGAAGAAGUGAGGGCACGGAUGGUGGGGGGCUCACGGUGA
Molecule: messenger RNA, 1608 nt
Organism: Aspergillus japonicus CBS 114.51
Lineage: Eukaryota; Fungi; Ascomycota; Eurotiomycetes; Eurotiales; Aspergillaceae
Product: cytochrome P450
Exons: 1
Coding region: 13-1608 (531 amino acids)
Molecular function (GO): heme binding; monooxygenase activity; oxidoreductase activity, acting on paired donors, with incorporation or reduction of molecular oxygen
Source: RefSeq, a predicted model, not a curated record